Molecule: messenger RNA, 1858 nt
Organism: Moneuplotes crassus
Lineage: Eukaryota; Ciliophora; Spirotrichea; Euplotida; Euplotidae
Source: the annotation of a GenBank genome assembly
UAAAAAAUGGAGGACUCAAGGAAGGAAAAACGGGAAAACGACUUUUUCUCUAAUCCAAAUUUGACAGACAUCAAACGGAAGCGAGAAAAAUACCUUGUGUCUCUUAGAAAGAAGAAGAGGUACCAGAUCUUUAUGGAGAAGAGGAAAAUCAUAACUAGAGAGCCUAAUCAGGAAUUCUCAGAAGGUUUGAGGCUCUAUGAGUCUCUAGAAGAGCAAAAUCAGAAGGAUCUUACUCUUCUUGGAAUUACUCCUGAGGAUUUUGGUGAUGAAGGGUUCGAGAAGGUCAUUUCUACAUUUUGUAGCUCCACUGAUCCUGAAGUCUUAGAGGCCUCCAUCCGGAUUCUAGACAAUUUUGUCAAAGGCAUGAUUGAGACAAAUAGAGCACAAGAAUACGUAUGAGAGCUUAGAGAUGAUCUCCUAGAGAAAUACGCAGAGAUCUUACAACUCGAUGGUCAUCUUCGUUUGAAGUAUAAUGUUUUGUGAUUCGUAAUAAACCUCACUGGAAUUACAGCUGAAUAUACACCCAAAUUUUAUAAAAAGUAUGAAGAAACUUCAUUUACUAAAAUUUUAUGCGAAAUAAUCACUCAAGAAAUUGACCAAGUAGAUGCUAAGAUUUCACUUAAAACUUGCAAAGUUGCUUCAGUAGCUCUCUGGGUGAUAAGACAUUUAAUUUGAGAUCAAAGAAUUAGAGAGAGUUUUCUCAAAAACAAUAUAUUUGGAAAACUCCCUCUUGGAUCACUAGAGUGUCCCUCUGAAACAACAAUAACAGAAAUAAGCACGUCUAUUUUCCAAAUUCUAGAUACCCUUACACUGAAUCUUGACGAAGACUAUUUUUAUUCCCUAUUUGAAGAGUUUUUGCCAAUUUUGACCACGACUAUUCAGAAAAUUUGAAAUGAUAAUUCUCUGACUCUUAGGGACAUUUUAUUCUCUCCCCAAAAUGCCCAUCCUACAAAAUCCCAGAGUGAGGCUUUCCUAGCACACAAAGAUGAGGAAGACAAGGAAAGUAACCCUUCAAGCUCUCAAAAAUUUUAUACUUCCACUGAUAUAGACAAGCAAGUAAAUAAAAACGCUCCUGAAGAUUUUGCAUAUGACCUCAGAAUUGUAGUGUUAAAAAUAGUCACCCAAGUGACUUCUCUCAGCAGCCACUUCAUCGAUCUCUUGAUGGGAGAGAUUCCAUCUCUCCCUGAAGAGACUAUCAAAGUUAUUCGUGAGAAGGACAAAGGGAUCUCAUUCCUAGGCUUAAAAUUAGCAGGCGACAUGUGUAUGUACACAGGAAAACAUGAAGAUAUCUCCCUCAGAAUCACCAAAGCAGGGCUAGUAGAAGAGCUUUCACACGUAUUAGACACUUAUAGCGACGUAGUCGAUGUAGUUAAAGAAGCCUUAUGGACCUUUAGCAACCUUUGCUCGACUAGUACGACUACUUUUAACGAAAUUUUGGAACAUGACUACGCUGGACUACUUGAAUGCAUUUGAAAAAUAUUAGCAAAAACUCUAGAGCCCAGGAUUAUACACGAAGGAAUGCACUGUAUUAAGAAGUUGGUAGCCUUCAGAAACAAAACUGUCUGAGAUGUCUUGGUUGAAUGAGAUAUUAACAACAUUUUAAAGGAAGUUAUUAAGCUUCCAUCUCUAGCCCCAAGAACAUUAUCCCUUUGUUUAGAGUCUUUAUACAUUUUAUUCGAAAUCUCUAGAGGAGUCAGCCUUGCAGGCAAUGAUUAUGCCAGAAAGUUUUAUGAAGUGCAAGGCGUGGAAGUUUUGGAAGACCUAGCACUGAAAACAGUUAGCACCAAAAACACACAACUUGCCGAGAAAAUAAUAGAAGAAUUCUUCAGAAUACCAGAAUAAUUAAUAAAAUUUCAAC